Molecule: messenger RNA, 2265 nt
Organism: Punica granatum (pomegranate)
Lineage: Eukaryota; Viridiplantae; Streptophyta; Magnoliopsida; Myrtales; Lythraceae
Source: RefSeq, a predicted model, not a curated record
UUUCUCUCACUUCAGUCUUCCCCCUCCCUCCCAUUCCCCAUCUGGUCACCAUUAAGCACCAAAUCCUUGUCCGAGCUCCUCCUCCUCUCAUCCUCCGGCCGCUGCCGCUAGCUCUCUCGCCACCACCGCGUGGCCGAAUUCGGCUAGCCCGUCACUCUCCGCGAGCUCUCCGACUCUCUUCUUCGCUCCCGUUUCCCAGCUUCCGAGGUUGCAAAAGCUGGGAAGUAAUGGAUGACGGAGGAAAUGGAUCGAUGAAGCCUGCUGUUUCCCCGUAUGAAGAGGCAAUGGAGGCUCUGUCCUCGUUGAUUACCAAACGCAGCCGUGCUGAUAAGAGCAACAAGGGAGAUCGGUUUGAUUUGCUCUUUGACUAUUUGAAGAUGUUGGAUUUAGAUGAGCAAAUUUCAAAGAUGAAGGUUAUCCACGUUGCUGGUACAAAAGGCAAGGGAUCCACAUGCACAUUUGCAGAAUCCAUUCUACGUAAUUGUGGCUUCCAUACAGGACUUUUCACUUCACCUCACCUUAUUGAUGUUCGUGAAAGAUUCCGAUUGGAUGGUGAGGACAUAUGUGAAGAGAAGUUCUUGGCAUAUUUCUGGUGGUGUUAUGAUAGACUGAAGGAAAAAACUAGUGAAAAUAUACCAAUGCCUACAUAUUUUCGCUUCCUUGCAUUACUUGCAUUCAAGAUAUUUGCUGCAGAGCAGGUUGAUGUUGUCAUCUUAGAGGUUGGUUUGGGAGGAAGAUUUGACGCAACAAAUGUGGUUGAGAGACCAGUUGUAUGUGGUAUAGCUUCCCUUGGAUAUGACCAUAUGGAGAUUCUUGGUAAUACUCUUGAACAAAUUGCUGGGGAAAAGGCUGGUAUCUUCAAGCGUGAAAUCCCAGCAUUUACUGUACCUCAGCCUGAUGAAGCUAUGCGUGUGCUUGAAGAGAAGGCUUCCCAACUGGAUGUUCCUCUUCAAGUAGCGCCACCAUUAGAUGCCAACUUGCUUAAAGGUCUGAAUCUUGGUCUUGUGGGAGAGCAUCAAUAUGUCAAUGCUGGUCUUGCGGUUGCUCUGUGUUGUACGUGGCUUCAAAGGACUGGUCAUCACGAUGUUUGCAUGCAACAGAUGAACUCUUUGCCGGAGCAGUUCAUAAAUGGGCUGGCAACUGCCAAGUUGCAAGGGCGAGCUCAGAUUGUCCCCGACCUGAGUUUCGGUCCUGAAAACACAGGCAGCCUAGUGUUUUAUAUGGAUGGAGCCCAUAGUCCAGAAAGCAUGGAAGUAUGUGCCAGAUGGUUUUCUCUUGCAGUUAAAGAAGACGAUCAACGUCAGAUGCAUCAUCAGCUCCAGGACAAGUCCACAUUCAUUGACGAAUCGAUUAAGAAUCCACAUGACAUGACACAACAGAGGACUGCCAUGCAGAUACUUCUGUUCAAUUGUAUGUCAGUCCGAGAUCCUCAAGUUCUUCUGCCCAGCCUGAUGAAAACAUGUGCUAGUCACGGCAUACACUUCAAGAAGGCUCUCUUUGUGCCGAAUAUAUCAGUGUAUUACAAGGUUGGAACAAACUCUUUACCGCCGAGUGAUCCUCAAGUCGAUUUGUCAUGGCAGAUUGCUCUUCAAAGGGUGUGGGAGAACCUCAUCCAGGGCGAAAAAGGAGGGGACGCGAAGAAUGCCGUUGCUGUUUGUGAUGAAACUAAAGAUGAUAUGCAGCUAUGUGUUAAUAACUGCGAGCACAGCGCCGUGUUUGCUUCUCUUCCGUUGGCUAUUAAGUGGCUGAGGGACACCGUUCAACACAAUACUUCUUUACGCUUCCAGGUCCUUGUUACCGGCUCUUUGCAUCUUGUGGGCGAUGUGUUGAGACUCGUCAAGAAGUGAUUCAAAUGGAAAUCCUCCUCUCCUGACUGUCGCUCUCUCUCUUGCUCUUUGUUGAAUUGGAGACGUCCACUUCACAGACAAAAGUAGGAUCCGGGCUCUCCACCACUGCAGCCGAGAAGGCACUGUCCAUUUGCAAGUCUUUGUAGAUCUAAUUCGAUCCAGUUAACAUUAGGAGCAUGUUUUUUAUUUCAUCUUUGAUUGAUGUAACGCUAUGGUUAUUCUAGUCUGCCUUUGUUUUCGUCUUGCGUUUAUGGAGGAUAUUCCAAUAAUAUGAAAAUUUACAAAACGCCCUUCCCUGAAAAAGGAUCACAAAACCACAGCUUGUAAGAUCGAUUGUCUUUUUUUCUUCGAUGUCAUUUUUGAAGCCCAUUGUAAAGACUUACUAUAAAUACCAAAGAACAUAGAGCGAUUUUAUUUC